GCGCGCCUCAGCGAGCCGGUGCCACAGGGCCGCAGCUGGCCCAGAGCUGCAGCUCUAGGCGCAGUGCUGUUCUGCGGCGUCGUGUUCCUGACGGCUGCCUCGCUCGACCGGAGAGAGGGAGAUGCCUCCAGGGAGAUUGCUGGCGGCUCGGUGGCCCUGGAUGCCUCCGUGCAAGCCAAGCACAGACCUCAAGUGCCGCAAGGGCAAGACGUGAGCUCCCACGGCACGCCCUUUCGGACGAACCGGUCUGCGCAGGACCAUUCCAACUCCUCCCUGCGACUCCGCCCUGUGGUCUUCUUCCACGGCGCCGCCCAGGGAGCGGGAGAGUUCGAGUCCAUGCGGCAGUGGAUUGAGCGGCGCCACCCAG
This is a messenger RNA of Symbiodinium natans, 367 nucleotides long. NCBI's taxonomy places the organism in Eukaryota, Dinophyceae, Suessiales, Symbiodiniaceae. The record is from the annotation of a GenBank genome assembly.